Onthophagus taurus is the source of this 2595-nucleotide messenger RNA. Its product is annotated as ATP-binding cassette sub-family G member 1. Gene Ontology annotation, molecular function: ATP hydrolysis activity; ABC-type transporter activity; ATP binding. The record is from RefSeq and is a predicted model, not a curated record. Lineage: Eukaryota; Metazoa; Arthropoda; Insecta; Coleoptera; Scarabaeidae. Gene Ontology annotation, cellular component: plasma membrane. Gene Ontology annotation, biological process: transmembrane transport.
GAUACGCGACAGAUGAGUUUCGGCGCCGUCGGCGAUCGUCAUGUGUUAAAAACAUAGUAGUUACGAUUGUUGCGCGUUGUUCAUUGUUCGAUUGUAUUUUUUUUCGUUUUCUUUUGUUCAAACGCGAUUGUUUUUGACGUUUAUUUUUUAACAUGGCGACUGAAGAUAUUCUUUUGAAACCUAGGAAUCAAGAGGUUCGGGUCCAGAUAGCUCCCGCUCAACCGAAGAAAUUGACGCAUUUACCUCAAAGGCCCAAAGUGGAUCUCGCAUUCGAUGAAUUGAUCUAUAGAGUAAAACAAGGAAAAAAUGAAAAAGAAAUUCUUAAAUCGGUGAGCGGCCAAUUACGUUCUGGCGAAUUGACGGCCAUAAUGGGCCCUUCCGGUGCCGGAAAAUCAACUCUCCUCAACAUUCUCACCGGAUACAAGACAGUUGGUUUGGCUGGAAAAAUUUAUAUGAACAAAAAUGAACGUAACUUAAGUCAAUUUCGUAAACUCUCCGCUUACAUAAUGCAAGAUAACCAACUUCACGGUAAUUUAACAGUUGACGAGGCGAUGAACGUAGCUUCAAAAUUAAAAAUUGGGGAAAAGACUGCUAAAGAACGCGAAGAAAUUAUAAACGAAAUUUUGGACACAUUAGGUUUACUUGAUCAUCGAGCUACAAUGACAAGUGGGCUUUCUGGCGGGCAAAAAAAGCGUUUAUCAAUCGCUUUGGAGCUUGUUAGUAACCCACCGAUUAUGUUUUUCGACGAACCAACGAGUGGUUUGGAUAGUUCAUCUUGUUUCCAAUGUAUUUCUUUAUUAAGAACUUUAGCAAGUGGGGGAAGAACGAUUAUUUGCACAAUCCAUCAACCUUCAGCAAGAUUGUUCGAAAUGUUCGACCAACUUUACACCUUAGCUGAAGGAAAAUGCGUUUAUCAAGGUUCAACGAAACAAUUAGUACCGUUUUUGGGCACUUUAGGCCUUCAAUGUCCGUCGUAUCACAACCCGGCUUCUUUUAUCAUUGAAGUUGCUUGUGGAGAAUAUGGACCUAACACGGAUAAAUUAGUUGACGCUAUUAAUAACGGAAAGGAAGAUAUAAGAGAUGGUAAACCAUUCCCAGUAAAUAACGCCGUUUUAAAUAAUGGAAGUAAAUUUGGUGAUAACGAAAAGAAUUUAAAUGAAAAUGUUAGUGAAGAGGAUAAAUUUAAAAAAGAUGGGAAUUCUGGGGAAUUAGAUAACGCGUUGAAAAUCGUUGUUAAUGAAGUUUCUAAAGAUUCAAUGAAUGGUACUGUUGCUAAUGAAAAAGCUAAUUCUGUUGACUCAAGUUUAUUGGAACCAUCAUCAAACAUCCCCAUUCAACAACCAAGAUAUGGAAACACAGAACUUAAUCAAUUCUUCAUCAUUUUAAAGCGAGCUUUAUUAUUCAGUAGAAGAGAUUGGACUCUUAUGUAUCUUCGUUUAUUUGCACACAUUUUAGUAGGAUUCCUAAUUGGUGCCUUGUAUUAUGACAUAGGAAAUGACGCGAACAAAGUUUUAAGUAAUUUGGGAUUCUUAUUCUUCAACAUGUUAUUUUUAAUGUACACAUCCAUGACAAUUACGAUUCUAUCUUUUCCACUGGAGAUGCCCGUUUUACUUAAAGAAAAUUUUAAUCGUUGGUACUCUCUAAGAAGUUAUUAUUUGGCAAUCACUUUAUCAGAUAUACCAUUUCAAACUAUUUUCUGUGUAAUUUACGUCACAAUCGUUUACUUUAUGACAUCUCAACCGCCGGAAUUUCCAAGAUAUGGAAUGUUCUUAGGAGCUUGUCUUUUGGUCUCUUUUGUAGCUCAAAGUGUUGGGUUGGUCGUUGGAGCUGCAAUGAAUGUUCAAAAUGGAGUUUUCUUAGCACCAGUUAUGUCAGUUCCAUUCUUAUUAUUCUCUGGAUUUUUCGUAUCAUUCGAUGCAAUUCCAAUUUACUUAAGAUGGAUUACAUAUCUUUCUUAUAUUCGUUAUGGUUUUGAAGGAACAGCUUUGGCCACUUACGGAUUCAACCGUCCAAAAUUGCAAUGUUUCGUAGAAUAUUGUCAUUUUAAAUUGCCUGAAACUACUUUAGAAGAAUUGGACAUGAAAAACGCCGAUUAUAACCUAGAUGUGAUCGCUUUAAUCGCUAUUUUCCUCGUUUUAAGAAUAGCUGCUUUCUUCUUCCUUCGUUGGAAGUUGAAAUCUAACAGAGCUUAAUUAUUACACUUUCACAUUAAGAUAAAUUUAUUAAAGGUGUACUGUUUUUUUUUUUAUUUUAUUUUUAUUGAUAUAACAUGGUUUGUUUCAAAUUAGUUUAAUAUAGAGGAAAAAAUUGUUUGCUAUACGUAGGAUUUACCUUUAUUAUAACUUUUUUUAAAUAACUGUAUGUAGUUAAAUGUGUAGAGGGCUGUGAUAAGCAAAUCAAAAUUAUCCUUCACAAUAUGGUGAAUUCACCACUUGCCAGGUUUUAACCCACGACAGGGGAACUUAUUAAAAAAUGGGUUCUUUAAUGAACAAGAUAUUUAUAUUUUUAUAAAAUCAUGAACUUUUAUACUUGCCUUGUUUAUGUAUAUUAUUCGAUUGUUGUACAUUUAAAUAAAGAUUUUUUCUCUUAAUUUUA